CGUAGUUAGUGAAAGUCGUCGGAUUCCCUACACACUAGGGUUUUCUUUUCCUAAAUCCUCAUCAAUUUUCCGAACCAUCUUUCCUUGACAUUCGACAGGUAAAGGAAUAGUGGUCAGGAGGUAUUUUUUUUAGCCAGAUGGCAGUAUUGUAACUACAGCACGUCAGAAGUCGUUCAAUUAAGAGGCGAAGCUUUUAUGCUGAAGGCCGCAACCGGAAGAGUUGUUCUUUUUAACUUGCAAUUGAGGAAGUAGACGCGACGAUGAGGUUUCAGUUUGCAAUGAGUACCUUCUUGUCCAUUCGCGUCUAAAACCAGAACACACCGAGUCAAGCGGGUCUGGGGGGCUGUCCGGCUUUCAACGCAGACACGGAGUUCGUAGGGAAAAUACACGCGGUGUGUCUGCUUGCGUGUCUGCUAGCUUACUCGGGGAGUAGCCUAGAGAUGUGCACGCAGACGAGGGCUGCGGCUCUGAUGGCCAACAUACCGCGGGUAGACAUCGACCCGUCCGGUGUCUUUAAGUACGUCCUCAUCCGAGUGCACAGCAAAGAGGAGGGAGACGACUCGGAGAUCGACAUAGUCCGCGGAUACGCCUGGGCGGAGUACCACGCUGAUAUCUAUGACAAGGUGUCAGAGGAAUUGGAAAAAGGCGGCCACCUGGACUGUGAGUGUAUCGGAGGGGGGAGGAUCAACCACGACCCCCAGGCCAAGAAAAUCCACGUCUACGGAUACUCAAUAGGAUUUGGAAGAGCAAACCACGCUGUAGCUACUGAAAAACUGAAGGUUCAGUAUCCAGACUAUGAGGUGACCUGGGACAAUGAAGGAUACUGAACUGACCCAAGAUUCGCCGCUGUUGGGCGCCCAUACACCUGGACUGACAAGACACUGAUCAGUAACCCCCUCAUUAGGAACCACAUGAGCUUUUUGAUACUGCAUUGGUAAUCCAAGACUCACUUAGAAGUCUGAUUUAGAGAAGUGCGCCUAUUUUUGAAAGUUCUAAUUUUUAUGUUAAAAUUUGAGUGGGGAAAAAAAACGUUUUACUCCACUUGGAUCAAAAGCACGAUUGUGUUCUCCUAGUGUGAAUAAAUAACUGGUCCUGACAUUAAGUCACUCCCCUACUUGUUGGAGAGUCAUAAAUAUGACCUAAUCAUUAAGAUAUGUUGGAUACUUUGAUGCUUUGUAGUGAUGUAUGUUUCAUAAAUGUUGCCUGUAAACUCCUUUUA
Pungitius pungitius (ninespine stickleback) is the source of this 1219-nucleotide messenger RNA. It is a transcript of the gene phpt1, whose product is annotated as phosphohistidine phosphatase 1. Gene Ontology annotation, biological process: peptidyl-histidine dephosphorylation. The transcript has 3 exons. Gene Ontology annotation, cellular component: cytosol. The record is from RefSeq and is a predicted model, not a curated record. Gene Ontology annotation, molecular function: protein histidine phosphatase activity. Lineage: Eukaryota; Metazoa; Chordata; Actinopteri; Perciformes; Gasterosteidae. The coding region runs from base 441 to 827 and encodes 128 amino acids.